This is a messenger RNA of Brassica napus (rape), 990 nucleotides long. Its product is annotated as glutathione S-transferase T3-like. NCBI's taxonomy places the organism in Eukaryota, Viridiplantae, Streptophyta, Magnoliopsida, Brassicales, Brassicaceae. The record is from RefSeq and is a predicted model, not a curated record. The coding region runs from base 1 to 990 and encodes 329 amino acids. The transcript has 2 exons.
AUGGCAGCACGGGAGUGGGCAAUGGAAUCAGUGACUUGUUCGGCUGUUGUUCUCCUCGAGAAUUCUGAAAUCGAAAUCAAAAACAAAAAUCAAAAGCUCGAUGGCGAUGGCGAUGGCAAAGCCUUGAUCUCCAAAUCCAUCUCUUCAAAUCGAAAGCCAACCCUGCGUCUUCUCUCUUUCACUGGAGUGGGAGAUCUCUUUAUCUCCGUUGGCGAGACUUUUCCGGCUUUCAGUUCACAACAAUCUCAAGACGCACCAGUAGAGACACCAGUACAGACACCAGCAGCCCAUGUUGUAAGACACAAAUGGAAUCCAGCAGAUGACGAGGUGCUGAUCAGUGUGUGGCUUAACACUUCCAAGGAUGAUAUUGUUGCAAAUGAGCAGAGGUCGGGGGCCUUCUGGAAAUGGGUUGCUGCUUAUUAUGCAUCAAUUCCUCAUGGAAGAGAGGAUGGUGUGAGAGAGCACGGUUGUUGCAAGAAGAGGUGGCACAGAAUCAAUGAAGAUGUUAACAAGUUCUGUGCCGUAUACUCGGCAGCAGAACGACAAAUGAGCAGUGGUGAGACUGACACUGACGUUCUGAAGAAGGCGCAUGACAUUUUCUUCUCUGAUCAAGAGCACAAGUUCACACUUGAACAUGCUUGGUGUGUGUUGAGGUAUGAACAGAAGUGGCUCAGCCUUAACACACCCACGGCUGGUGGCGUUUCGAAGAGGAAGAAUGUGCAGAUAAAUUCCCAAACUUCUACCAACGAAGGCUUCGUUGAUGUUGAGAGCAGGCCCAGAGGUGUCAAGGCUGCUAAGGCUAAAAGAAAUGCGGGUAAAGGGAAGUCCGUGGCUGAGAUUGCGACCGUUUGGGAAAUGAAGAAGGACGAUUUGGUGAGGAAGGAGAGACUGUCGAGGCUAGCAAUACUAGACACUCUCCUUGCCAAGACUCAACCAUUGAGUGAGGCGGAAGAAGCUGUGAAGAAUAAGCUCCUAGCCGAGUUAUUCUGA